Molecule: messenger RNA, 444 nt
Organism: Eremothecium sinecaudum
Lineage: Eukaryota; Fungi; Ascomycota; Saccharomycetes; Saccharomycetales; Saccharomycetaceae
Gene: CAF20
Product: Caf20p
Exons: 1
Coding region: 1-444 (147 amino acids)
Biological process (GO): translational initiation; negative regulation of translation
Source: RefSeq, a predicted model, not a curated record
AUGGCGAUUUAUACUGAGGAAGAAUUAUUACAGUUAAAACCAGCACAAAAUGGAACUGUGAACUUUGACGUCGACGCUUUCAAGACAAUGAUUGCUGAAGUCGCAGAACAUCAUGAAAUUGCAGACCUUUUCCAUCAAAAAGCCCGUAGAAGAUCAUCACAUCAUCAAGUUGUUAGGCCAAAGCUCAAGGGUCAUAAACCAAAAAUUACUACAGAUGAAGAAGGUUGGAGUACCACCACCAGGAAAGCAUCCUUAGCAGCAGGCGAAGAGGAAGAGCAACAACAACCUACAUUUGUUGCUCAAGAAACUAUAAAAAUCAAACCUAAUACUAAGAAUAUUGCUUCAUCCAGACCUGCUGAUGUUAGAGAUAUUGUUGUAGACAAACCAACUAUGUCCUUUAAUGCGUUUGCAGCCUUGGAAAGUGACGAGGAGGAGAAGGUCUAA